CCGCCUUCAAUUGCAUGAUCGUUCUCUCUCCCUCCCCGGAAUUGAAAAGACAUCCGGAGCAGAACUAUUGCAUGAUCAUUCUCUCUCUCCAAAGGAAGGGGUUAAUUAGGGUUUUGUUCGCUCUCUAGAAUUCCAAAAUCUCUUCCUUAACCAACAGAUUCUUCUUCUCUUAAGAAACUAUUCCCGGUAAGGGUAGCUUUAGGGUUUGGGUUUUUCUAUUUGUUAAUUAACUAGUAAGGAAUACAGUUCUAUAAGAAGAUGUACGCUGAUCGAGAGGAGGUCGAAGCGAAGAGGUCAAUAAAAGACCGACUCAAUGGGGCCUCCGUUGGUGAUACUCGGCGUCGACAAGUCACCGGCAAGAGGCAUAGGCAAGAUGACAAGUGGGAACAUGAUCUUUAUAAUGAUGAUGAAUCCCAAAUUUCAAAUCACAAGGUUGAGGCUCGAGAUCUCCGUUUGAAGCUCCAAAGGAAAAAUAUCCAACAAGCAUUUCAAAGUGGGCCUCUUUCAGGUGUGAGGGAUCUACGUGAAAAGCUGUCUGGCCUGACUAAUACACAAUUAGUGAACACUGAUCCCUCAAAGGCAAAACUGGAGGCUUUUAGACUGCCCAAGAAAAGUGUAGCUGUUGAGGCCCCUGCAACAGAGGCCAAAAAGGCGACCAACCCUUCUUCUAAAAAGAAAGCUCCACAAAAGGCUGGUACAUCUGUGGAUGAAUUUCUGCACUCUUUGGAUCUCGAAAAGUAUCUUAUUACUUUUCAAGCCGAGGAAGUUGAUAUGGCGGCUCUACUGCACAUGACUGAUGAUGACCUCAAAGCUUUAGGAAUACCGAUGGGUCCAAGAAAGAAAAUACUUUUAGCAUUGGAAUCAAGAGCCUGACAUCUGGGAGUAGAGCAGGUUAUUUGCCAGAUCUUCAUUAUAUUGGUAUGGCAGAGCUUGCAUGUUAGCAGGCUGUGUUUUGACUUGUAUCAGCACCUCUAAUUUUCUUCUGUUCUUUUUUUUUUUUUUUUAGUUUCUUUUGUUCCCCUUUUUACUGGUUGUGCUGCUACUUAACCGAUAGUGGCUUAAUUGAUAGUAAACAGGUAUGAAAUUGUUGGCUUAAGCAGAGGAAGAGGGUUCAAUGUAAAGAAUUUGCUGGUUUAUUUUAUGAAAGCUAUUUUUUUGGAUUUUUCCUACA
Juglans regia (Persian walnut) is the source of this 1171-nucleotide messenger RNA. Its product is annotated as ankyrin repeat and SAM domain-containing protein 6-like. Gene Ontology annotation, molecular function: protein binding. The record is from RefSeq and is a predicted model, not a curated record. Lineage: Eukaryota; Viridiplantae; Streptophyta; Magnoliopsida; Fagales; Juglandaceae. Bases 259 to 873 code for a protein of 204 amino acids. The transcript has 6 exons.